Messenger RNA from Adineta ricciae, 1341 nucleotides. The record is from the annotation of a GenBank genome assembly. NCBI's taxonomy places the organism in Eukaryota, Metazoa, Rotifera, Eurotatoria, Adinetida, Adinetidae.
AUGGUCGAAGUACAAAAGAUGAUUUUAAACCAUUCACUUGAUCAUCACCUAGCUGUUGAUACAUUAUCAGAUAUCUCACUAGGUAGCGCACAAACCAAAGCGACGGAUUCGAGUGGUUACGGUUCAAAUUUAAGUAGACAUGGGCAUAGUCGAACGUGUUUGAUUGUAAAUUAUCUUCCGCAAUCGGUGAAAGAACAACAGUUUCGUCAGAUGUUUGCACAGAUUGGUCGAUUACGUUAUUGUCGUUUGAUGUUUGAUCGUGCAACUGGAUAUUCUUAUGGAUAUGGCUUUGUUGACUAUUAUCGUGCCGAAGAUGCAGCAAAAGCUAUUGACACGCUCAAUCAGCUGAAAAUGGAACACAAAACGAUAAAAGUUUCAUAUGCAAGGCCAAAAUGUGAUGAAACUCGCGGAACAAAUCUUUACAUACGAAAUCUACCUGAAAAAUUUGAUGAAACGAAGCUGAUUGAGCUAUUUGUACCGUUCGGUGAAAUAAUUCAAGCACGUGUGAUUCGAGAUCAAUCAACAGAAAGUCCGCGUGGUAUCGCAUUUGUUAUUAUGGGUACUCGUUCACAGGCACAACGUGCAGUUGAUUGUUUAAAUGGUCAAAUUCUCGAUCAUCAACGUCCAUUGCUCGUGAAAUUUGCUGAUGAUGAUAAACGUCGACGUCAACUAAUGGCACGUUAUCUGCCACAGAUUGAAAAUACGAUUUCAUCCGUGUCAACGGCUCCGAUUCUUCAAGAUCCAUCUGAUGUUCUUUCAGCACAAAUGGCUCAAUUGAAUUUGAUUGCCAAUGGAACCAAUACGACUGAUCAUCAACAACAAGGACAAGAUAUGAACUUUUUGAUGAACACGUUGUUGAUGAUGCCGUUUUGGUCGAAUAUGUGUGCUUCAACAAUACCAGUCCUGUAUCCGAACAAUGCAGCAACCUCAUCAAAUAAAACUGGCGAGCGAAUACUCGAUACAUUAGCGACAACAAAUGGAGCAUCAAAUUCAUCGUUAACUUCGAAUGAAUCAUUGAAUAAUGGUUUACCACAACAAUCAAGUGUUGAAUCAGCUGAUUCUUCGUCAGUUCCAUCGAAUGUUAUCGAUGUAUCAACCGGCGGUUUCGUUGUUUUCGUCUAUGGAAUUGGACCAGAGACUACUCAAGAAGAGUUGCUCAAUAUCUUUCAAGGCUUUGGGCCUAUUCUACGCACAGAUAUAAUAAAAAACAAACGAACAACAAUCGGUAAAGGCUAUGGUUUUGUCGUCUUCCGACAUAUGAAUGAUGCACUAGCAUCAAUCAAAGCAUUACAUAAUAUACCGUAUAAGGGUCGUUUCCUGCAAGUACGAUUUCGUGUAUGA